This is a messenger RNA of Hypoxylon fragiforme, 5321 nucleotides long. RefSeq names its product serine/threonine-protein kinase gcn2. Bases 281 to 5062 code for a protein of 1593 amino acids. Gene Ontology annotation, molecular function: eukaryotic translation initiation factor 2alpha kinase activity; ATP binding; protein binding. The record is from RefSeq and is a predicted model, not a curated record. The transcript is spliced from 5 exons. Gene Ontology annotation, biological process: regulation of translational initiation by eIF2 alpha phosphorylation; DNA damage checkpoint signaling. NCBI's taxonomy places the organism in Eukaryota, Fungi, Ascomycota, Sordariomycetes, Xylariales, Hypoxylaceae.
GGAGUGGGGUAGUUUCAGCUGACCUAGCACCUAUCUGUACCUAGUACUAGGAAGUGUAGUUACUGUUGGAUCUCGAUUAAUACAUACAUAGGACCUUGUCACCUGGUCACUCUCAUCCUCCUCAUCUUCAGCCUCGAUUUUCGUUACCAAUACGACCAUUAGAUAAAGAAUUGUUUGCUGCAAGAUGUCCCCAGCUCAGUAGACUACAUACAGCUCCGGCUGUGUGGGUCUUUGUUCGUUGUUCAUUUCUGACCACCGAACAAUACACUGAUAUUCCAAAAUGGCUUGGAAACGACCGAAGCAGCUCAACACCAAGACUGAUGACUCAAGCUAUCCCGGGCUAAAGCCCGAGAGCCCAGUUACAGGUCCCAAGACUCAAUAUACCGACGUCCAAAAUGACGAGAUUAUGGUUCUCCAGGCAAUUUAUGGUGAUGAUUAUCUUGAACAUAAAGCUGCCAAUGCUGCCUGGAAGAAGUCGGAACCCUCCUUUGACAUUCGUGUAAAGGCCUUUUCCGACGAAGAUGUAGCUAUUACACUAAGUGUUGUAUUCACGGCAACAUAUCCAAAGUCUGCGCCUUUGCUUAGUCUAAAAGAUGAAGGGAGCCUCAAGGAGUCCACUCUGUUUAAGUUACAGAAAUUCAUCGAGACAAAACCCAAAGCUCUAGUUGCGGAGGAGCAGUCAGAACCGAUGAUACACGAGCUAGCUCAAGGAAUUCAAGAUAUUCUGGAAGACGCCGCGCAGGCGAAGGCCCAGGGACUAGAGCUACCCUCGUUAGAGGACGAGCGAGCAGCGCAUGAAGCCGAGUUAGCUAGGCUGGCCCAAGAGCAGCAAGAGGAAGAGGAGCGGAAGAAGCAGGAUGCAAUGAAAGAAGAGGAACGAGUGAUGCAAGAUAUGAUACAGAAAGAAGUUGAUCGACAACGAACGAAAGUCAAAGAAUCCAAGAAGAGAAACAAGGCUCUGGCCACGGCAAACAGCCAUAACCAAGAAUCUCAUGUAUUGGAGGCAGGCAAUAUCGAAUUUGACCAAGACUGCGAGGUCGUUGAUUCAAAUGGCAUCGCAUUUUUGUUCAACGCUGUCACAGGCAAAAAUGAAUUUCGAAAGGGUCAGGUGGCAACCACGUAUCGCGUCUGGCCGGAUAUUUCGGGUGAACGAGGUGGGCCAAGCCUAGCUCUUAAAGAGUUCGAGCUACGAUCGACUUCCAAAGAGUCUGUUCAGUUCAAGAAGCAAUUACAAGCCCUCGAAGGACAACUGGAAUCUGUCAAGAAGCUAUCUCAUCGCAACGUCCUUGAGCUCUUAAACUUCCGCAUUGAUCGCGAUCAUGAAGAAUCGGAUUCUUCUUCAAUGGCCUGGACUGCACGGCUUUUAACACCGUUAGCAGAAAAGGGGUCAUUAGAGGAGCUGCUAGAUCUUGCCGGACAACUAGACGUUGGAAAGGUGCGUUCGUGGACGGCAGACCUCCUCGAUGCUCUGGGAUAUUUGCAUAGCCACGGAGUUACCCACCAAGAUAUCCAUCCUGGUAAUGUACUCCUCUUCAGAGAGUCAACCGGCGAUAUCAUCCCGAAGCUUUCGGAUGUGGCGUACGAAAGAGAAAUGCAUAGCCUCUGUCGCAGGUCUCAGAAAAUCUCGUCGGCAAAUUCUGCAAGGUCAGCAUACUGGCUACCUCCAGAGAUUGCUGGAUCAUCACGACCCCAGUUUACCCAAAAGACUGAUGUUUGGGAUCUUGGGGUUGUUUUCCUACGAAUGAUUUUUGGCCUAGACGUUUUCCGGCGAUAUCAGUCUCCGGCUGCUCUCGUGGAUUCCAUCUCUCUAUCCAGACCGUUGCAAGAACUAAUAACAAGAUUUUUCAAGCUUGACCCUAAAAAGCGCCCUCGGGCAUUCGAGUUGAGCUCCAGUGAGUUUCUAGCCACUGAUGCGCCCAUAGUUAUCGACGAUACUUCUUCUACACUCUUAUCUCCCCAGUCUCUCAGUUCUUUAGCCCCCAAUUUUCCCAUGCGUCCUAGGCAGGACUCCUCUAUUCGCGCACCGACUUCAUCUAGAUACCGGGAAGACUUUGUCGAAGAGGCACGUCUAGGUAAGGGUGGUUUUGGCGAAGUUGUCAAGGCCCGAAAGAAGCUUGAUGGUCAAAUAUACGCUAUCAAGAAAAUCACCCAACGCUCUCAAACUAGUCUCAGUGAGGUCUUGAAAGAAGUUAGGGUGCUUUCUCAGCUAAGUCACCCCGCAGUCGUGCGAUACUAUAAUACCUGGCUAGAGGAAAUAACCGACAUGUCAGACUCGGAAGGGGAUACAUCAACCGAAGAUCCUACCGAUGAGUCCCAGAGCGUAGCUUCUCAGGGUAUUGAUAUCCAAUUCGCUACUAGUACUGGAGGGUUGGAUUUCAUAUCUUCGAGUCACCACAAUAUAGAAUUUGGAUAUGAUGACUCAGAUUCAGACGACGAAACUGAGGAGGAGGAGGACGAUGAUGACGACGAGGAAGAAUCGGACGUUAACUCUGUUAUCAAGGAUCCUAUACCUUCACCUAUGAGAAUGAAGAGUACCCAAAGACUUUCCAAGACUGUAAUGUAUAUUUCCAUGGAGUAUUGCGAAAAGAGGACAUUACGGGAUCUCAUUCAAAGGCAGCUCUACAAAGAAUCUGAGGAAAUAUGGCGCCUAUUCCGACAAAUCUUAGAGGGCCUAGUUCAUAUCCAUGGUUUGAACAUCGUACAUCGCGACCUCAAACCAGAAAAUGUCUUCAUCGGCCUCGGUCCUGAUGGGGUCAACAAUGUCAAGAUUGGUGACUUUGGCUUAGCAACUACUGGUUACUUCGCCGUUGACAAAUCCGUCAAUGGCAAUUUGGAUACGGGCGAUUUAACAAGAAGUAUUGGAACAUCCUAUUAUGUUGCCCCUGAAGUCCGAAGGGCUGGCGGGGGUUCGUACACCUCGAAAGUCGAUAUGUAUUCACUCGGAAUCAUAUUCUUCGAGAUGUGCUACCACCCUAUCUUAGGGAUGGAAAGAGCAGACAAACUGGGAAAGCUGGGAAACUCUUCUGUCCUCCCCGACGAUUUCCAGCCCGGUGACAAGUUAAAACCAGACAUCGUGUUGUCUUUGGUUACGCACGAUGUAAAACAACGCCCAAGCAGUAUUGAGUUGUUGCGAAGUGGAAAGUUACCGAUUCAAAUGGAAACGGAGACAACACGACGAGCACUUGCAAGUCUUACAAGCUCCGCCUCGCCGUAUUACCCAAAGGUAGUUUCCGCUUUAUUCGCCGCGCCGCUAGAACCAACGAAGGAUUACGCUUGGGACAUGGCAAUGCCCAACCCUACCAUCACAGAGCUCCUAUACCAAACUAAAGUCAAAGAAGAGUUGGUAUCGGUCUUCCGCCGUCACGGCGCAAUCGAAUCACCGCGAAGCUCACUUUAUCCACGCUCUUCUCAUUACUCUCCGAGCCAAAACAUCGUCCAGCUAUUGGAUCAGAACGGUACUGUAGUCCAGCUACCCUUCGACCUAAUGCUUGGAAAUGCUAGGGCGCUGGCAAAACAGACUCACUCUUCGACGAUUCGAAGAUCAUUUACGUUCGGUACCGUUUAUCGUGACAGACAAAACGGCGGACAGCCACAUAUGAUUGGUGAAGUUGACUUUGACAUUGUUUCUGCAGAUACCUUAGAUCUAGCUUUGAAGGAAGCUGAGGUCCUCAAAGUGUUAGAUGAGAUUGUAGAAACAUUCCCCUCGACAUCACCGAUGUGCUUUCAUUUAGGCCAUUCUGAUCUACUACAGCUUAUAUUCGACUUUUGCAACGUCGAUUUGAGCGCAAGGCAAUUGGCUGCUGAAUCGCUUAGCAAGCUUAACAUACACUCCUAUACUUUUCAGAAGAUUCGUGCUGAACUUAGAUCACCCUUAAUCGGGAUAUCGGCCACAAGUAUUGAGGAUCUUCGACGAUUUGAUUUUCGAGAUACCCCAGCCAAAGCUUUCGCCAAACUCAAAGCCAUCUUCGAGGGAAACCGAACGUAUGAAAAGCUACAAUCAACUCUGGCCCAUUUAAAAGACAUAGUCGAGUAUACGAAACGUCUCGGUGUCCGGGCUAAGAUUUACAUCAACCCUCUAAGUAGCGUCAAGGAGAACUUCUUCUCCGGUGGGAUGCUAUUCCAGUGCCUAUACGAUAGAAAGUCCAAAGACGUCUUUGCGGCCGGCGGUCGGUAUGAUAGCUUAAUCAAGGCACACCGCCCAAAAAUAGGGGAAGGCCCUCACGCAGUUGGCUUUAGUUUGGCGUGGGAGAAGCUGGCGCGACUACCAAAAGCUGGGGGAAAGUCGUUCCUGAAGAAAGCCGAGGAAGAUACAUUGGGUAUUUUCAACACCAAACGAUGUGAUGUUCUUGUAGCCAGUUUCGACGCACAUACUCUUCGCACAGCCGGAAUUGAAGUCGUCUCUAUGCUAUGGGCACAUGAUGUCAGUGCUGAGUUAGCUAGAGACUCCCGAUCUCCAGAAGAGCUUUCUUCCAGGAAUCGCGAUGAGACAUACUCGUGGAUCGUCGUCGUCAAGCAAGAAAACGUACUCAAGGUCAAAACCAUGGAUCGCAAGGACGUCCCAGACGUAGAAAUGUCCACCUCUCAACUCCUUCCUUGGCUACGCAUCGCGCAGCGCGAGCGCAGCUCGGCCAAGCAAUCCGAAGCCGCGAGCAACGCCACACCCGUCGCCCACAACAACGGCGGCCUACCCGCGAACCCAGACCAAGCCGUGCGCGUCCUCGUCGCCGGCACCCGCUCCAAGAAGUUCAACCGCCUCGACGUCAUCGAGCAAGCGCAGGCCAACGCCGCGGCCCUCCUGCAGACGUUCCAGGACGGCCCCAUCGCCGCCGUCGAGACCUCGGACGCCGUCCUCGACCUCAUCCAGGCCACCGCGCUCUCCGAGCCCGAGUCCUGGCGCCGCAUAGAGCAGUCCGUCGACAAGAACGAGCGCCGCUACCUUCGCGAGAUCCACGACAUGCUCCUGGCCUGGCGCAACGACUGGGAGACUAAGGACGCUAGUCGUCAUGCGUUCGUGUAUAACUUUCGCACGACGAAGUGCAUUUACUACGAUCUCGGCGCAUGAUGCUGAUGAAGGAGAAGCUUCUUUUCGUAAGUGGCUAGCCUACCAGGUUAGGUAGGCAUGUAAGCUGAGGAUAGGUACGCAUGUACGUUUCAGGUGUAUACCUUAUAUAGGUAGGUAGGCACCCUUGCCGAGGGAAAUACUAUGUGUGUACCUAUGCAUGGAGCAUGUGGAUGAAGACAGGUUUUCUGGCGGCACAUAGGCGUAGAUAGAUCGAUACCCUCAAUGAUUGAUACCUUUCCACUCCUUCUUCCUUCGCUGU